UUUGUUUCUCCUUUGUGGGUCAGGUCUGGUAAGUUCGCGCUGUUUGUGGCCAUACUUCUGCACGUGCUUGGGCCCGGUGGUGGAUUUUCUUCUUGUGUGGUGUGGCCCUUAGCAUUAAGAUGAAUCAAGAUAGAUCCAAGUUAACGGCGGCUAAGCCUAAAAGAAGUCCAAAGGGGCCUCCCUUGGUUACUUCUAAUGUCCUCUUGUGUGCCGGAAGUUCCAAGCCCACUUCACUUUCACCAUCUCCAAAGAAGGACACUAGUAAACAUGAACCUUCUAGUUCUACUCCAAAGAAGGUUUUUCACCCAGUUAUUAAUUCCACAACCGUGGUUCGGCGUUCAGGUGAUCUCCAUAUUCCCGUCAAGCCCUAUAAUCCAUCUGUGGAGGAGGCGGCAAACCUGGGUAGCAACACGGCAUCGAUUUAUAAGCGUGCCAAUGCACCCCAUACUUCGCCAAAAACACGACGCGUCCGUUCCAGUGCUGCUGUGCGACGUACCUCUGCCUCGGCAAGGGCCGCUCAGCACGACACUCAAAGGCGCGAUGCCCAGGAUCAAACCAGGCCAGACCUCAUUGAAUUGGAAAGUGACGAGGGAGACCUUGACAGUGACUCGUCCCAUAUGGAAGGCUCGAGUGCUCCUCCUACUACACCACCAAACCAGCAUACUUCUAUACAAAAUGAAGUUGCGGAGCCUACUCCCUCACAGUCCGACUUGGAGAACCAGGCCUUGAAAUAACUUUCGCUGCGUAUUACCUGUGAUGAUAUACUGCGCUCUUCACCAUGGAUCUGUCUGCCGCUAUGUGUCCCCACACCAAUUUUGGAUUUAUAUCGAAUGAUGGCUAAAUGGCCAUUACUCAUGCUGCUUCUGGACGCAACGUGUGACCCAGAUUGUACACAUUACUGUCAUCUCGUCUGCAGUUUGGAAAUCAUCUUGGUGACCUGUUCCAAUCACCUAUUUUGUUAUAUGGCAGGGCUGCUGUCUUCCUGUUGGAUGUUGCUGCAACGCGGGACAAAUAUUGAUUUAUUGCGGAUAUAUUUAUCCCAACGAUACUUCUCAAACGCCUUGAUGCAGGAAAUUCGGACCCAACCUCGCUACAAAUAGACAAACAUUCAUACAGUAAAUAUUACAAAUUACUUAAAUCAAUCAUCCAUAACCAUACACAACAUUCAUAACUGCAUUUAAAUACCGCAAUACAUAAUAACUAAUUCAUUUUUCAUACAAGUAUAUCAUCGGCUAUAUAACCUUUUUAUUUUCACCACAUAAUCAAAAUAUAAACAAAAUAUAUUGGCUUUUAAAUUCACAUACAAAUUAAUUCACCUAAUUUUUAAUCUUAUCACAAUAAUCAUCUGCCUGGAGCCCGGAUCUCUCAUCCCUGUAACCAAUGUUCGCAAAAUUAUGGACACACGCGACCUCGGAAGGGACGCCCAUACUCCUUACGCUUGGUGUUACAUCCUCCUCCAUUAAUUCCUGACGUUCGCAAAUUUAUUAAUGCAUCAUGGUCCGGACAAUUCGUCGACAUUUCUGCUUCUCGUUAGUUAAAAAA
Messenger RNA from Scaptodrosophila lebanonensis, 1542 nucleotides. Its product is annotated as flocculation protein FLO11-like. NCBI's taxonomy places the organism in Eukaryota, Metazoa, Arthropoda, Insecta, Diptera, Drosophilidae. The record is from RefSeq and is a predicted model, not a curated record. The coding region runs from base 120 to 734 and encodes 204 amino acids. The transcript is spliced from 3 exons.